AUAAUUAUUUUGCCUACAUUUCUCUCAUCAUUUAUUUGUGUGAAAACAAAAAUGAUGGGGCGCUCUAUGCCUAUGUUUGCCACUUUGGUAAUCUUGCUUAUGGUUCUCUUUGCCACUGAAAUGAAGCCGGCAGAGGCAAGGAGUUGCGAGUCGGCGAGCCAACGGUUCAAUGGAUAUUGUGUGAGAAGUAGCAACUGCGCCUCUAUUUGCAGCACUGAAGGCUUCACUGAUGGCAAAUGCAAAGGCACCAUCCGUCGUCAUUGCACCUGUAUUCGUAACUGUUGAAAAGCUAUAUUUACAGUUAUAUAUAUAUGUAUCAAAUAACAAGCAGUACAAGUGCUACUAAUAAGUACUGUUAUUAAUAAAUGUUAUUCGCAAAUGUUGAAAAGCUAUAUCAACAUCUAUGUCUAUAUGUAUUGAAUAACAUGCUAUUACCAAAAAAAAAAAAAAGAAUAACAUGCAGUACAAAGGCUACUAAG
Molecule: messenger RNA, 479 nt
Organism: Capsicum annuum
Lineage: Eukaryota; Viridiplantae; Streptophyta; Magnoliopsida; Solanales; Solanaceae
Product: defensin-like protein
Exons: 2
Coding region: 52-285 (77 amino acids)
Biological process (GO): defense response
Source: RefSeq, a predicted model, not a curated record